AUGUACGCGGGGUUUUACUUCAUACCUUGGGUUAUGAAGCCGGUUUGGGGCGUUCUUACUGAUGUGUUUCCUGUGUUCGGCUACAAGCGCCGGCCUUAUUUCGUUCUUGCUGGCAUUUUGGGGACUUCAACUGCGCUGAUUGUAUCAAUGUGUGGAAAUUUGCCAAUCAUAAUGGCACUGCUCUGCCUUAUUGGGAUGGCAGGAGCAAUCGCCAUUGCAGAUGUGACGAUUGAUGCAUGCAUUGCGAGGAACAGCAUAGUACGCCCAUCGCUGGCGCCUGACAUGCAGAGCCUCUGUGGGUUCGUUCAAUCUGUUGGUGCAUUGAUCGGGUACUUGUCUAGUGGAGUGUUUGUGAAUAUGCUCGGGGCUCAGGGAGCUUUGGGGGUAAUGGCAAUGCCUCCUUCUUUGUUGGUGGUUCUUGGCUUUGUCAUAUCUGAGUUGAGGUUGAAUCAACGCUCGGAGAAGAGAAAGUUCAUGCAAAAGGUUGGCGGAGCAAUAGGAGGAAUGGGAACGACAAUAAAAUGUCCUCAUGUUUGGAAGCCUUCUCUAUAUAUGUUUCUCUCCUUGGCCCUCAGCAUCAGUACUCAUGAGGGUCAUUUCUACUGGUACACUGAUCCUAAAGCUGGUCCAGCAUUCUCACAGGAAUUUGUCGGUGUCAUCUAUGCAAUUGGAGCACUAGCUUCUAUUAUAGGAGUCCUAAUCUAUCACAAGCUUCUAAAAAACUAUCCAUUCAGAAGCCUACUUUUCUAUGUGCAACUCCUUUAUGCUAUAUCAGGAUCACUCGACCUCAUUUUCAUCCUACGUUGGAAUUUAAAAUUGAAAAUACCUGAUUACACAUUUGUUAUCUUGGAAGAGUGCUGUUCACGAAUUGUAAGCAAAAUCAGGUUGUUGCCCAUGAUUGUCCUCAGCACGAAAUUGUGCCCGUUGGGUAUCGAGGGGACCUUCUUUGCUCUUCUUAUGUGUAUUGAUAGUCUUGGCACACUAUCUUCAAAGACUGGGGGAGGUGCAGUUCUGCAUAUUUUCCAUGUUACAAGAACUGAUUUCAGGAAUCUGUGGCUGGUUGUGCUUAUAAGGAACUUGCUGAGAUUUGCGACAUUGGGUUUGAUUUUCUUGGUGCCGAAGGCUGAUACAUCAGAUACAUUGCUCCCUGAGGAAGUUCUCAAAUCAGCUGGAGGUGAUGAGGAGAGAUUAGAACUUACAGUUAUUAAUGAGGAGGAGGAGAAAUAAAAAAUAAAUAUAAAAAAAUUACAUGUUUGCAGUAUCCUGAAAUUUUCUAAUAGUAAUUCUGGCGCCAAGAAUCCGUUUCAUGAGCUUGCUGGAAAGUUGUACGUUAAUGCUAGAUUUUAUCAAGAAAGGUACAGAUUUUUGUUCAUAACUUUGUAGUCGUAGGAGUUUUUAUCAAGGUUAA
Asparagus officinalis (garden asparagus) is the source of this 1408-nucleotide messenger RNA. RefSeq names its product probable folate-biopterin transporter 6. The transcript has 5 exons. The record is from RefSeq and is a predicted model, not a curated record. NCBI's taxonomy places the organism in Eukaryota, Viridiplantae, Streptophyta, Magnoliopsida, Asparagales, Asparagaceae. The coding region runs from base 1 to 1227 and encodes 408 amino acids.